CUGGAAACUAUAUAAUAGUGCAAGAGAAGUGAGCUACAAACCGAAAAAGAGGCGCCUUUGCUUCUCUCUUACUUUAUCACUCUCUUUCCCAGGCCAGUGCUACAUUAUCUCUUUGGUUUUCCUUGUUUUGACUAUUGUGAGUAUCAAUGGCUGGAUUGAAGGUGGUGUUUGUUGUCUUGGCCAUCAGUUUCAGCCUUGGAGGGAACUGGGUCGGAGCUCAAGUCCACCAUGUCGUCGGAGGAGAUCGUGGCUGGGAUCCGGCUAACUCCGAUCUUACUUCUUGGUCCUCCGGCAAAAGCUUUAUGGUCGGAGACACAAUCUGGUUUGCAUACUCUGCAGCGCAUGGAUCCAUAGCUGAAGUGAAAAGUAAGGAGGAGUUUGAUUCUUGUGAUGUAAGCAAUCCGAUCAGAAUGUUCACAGAUGGGUUGGAUAGCACCCCAAUGGACAAGGAAGGAGUACGCUACUUCACAAGCAGUAACCCUGAGAGCUGCAAGAAUGGCCUCAAGUUGCACGUUCAGGUGGUUCCUCAUCAGGAUCCUUCUCAAACUGUAAUGCCGAUAGUGGCGACAUCCGAGAUCUCUGCAUUGGCUGCAGCUGAAGCGCCAACAACUCCUUCCGGUUCCAGUCAUCUUAGAGCAAGUACCAUUUUGUUGUCAUUUGGGUUUGCCUUGCUAUGUUGUGUAAUGGGAGUCUAGAGUGAAACAGCUAGUUUUUGCUGUAGAAGAAGGGACUAGUUCUUCUAGAUAAGAAAGAGAAAGAUGGUCAAGUUGUUAUCUUCCCAAGUUGUGUAAUAUUUUGUUGAUCUCAAGGACUACUAUGAACUUUGCAUUUGCUGAAA
Messenger RNA from Argentina anserina (silverweed cinquefoil), 838 nucleotides. RefSeq names its product mavicyanin-like. Gene Ontology annotation, cellular component: plasma membrane. The transcript has 2 exons. The coding region runs from base 147 to 695 and encodes 182 amino acids. The record is from RefSeq and is a predicted model, not a curated record. NCBI's taxonomy places the organism in Eukaryota, Viridiplantae, Streptophyta, Magnoliopsida, Rosales, Rosaceae. Gene Ontology annotation, molecular function: electron transfer activity.